Messenger RNA from Moneuplotes crassus, 1128 nucleotides. The record is from the annotation of a GenBank genome assembly. Lineage: Eukaryota; Ciliophora; Spirotrichea; Euplotida; Euplotidae.
GAAAAACAGAUUCAGAAAAGUUCUUAUUAUAGAAGUACUUCUCAAAGGCAGAAAUUGGCUAGACGAGAACACUUAUUACAGAGUUCUCAUACAUGUGGAUCCCUCAAGAUGGCAAAUGAAAAAUGAGCUCUAAACUCAGAAAUUGAACAUGAAAUGAAUCCUCCAUUAGUAAGAGAAUUUUUAUUAUUUUUAGAACAAUUUCACAGCCAAUUCUAGUGUCAAAAGUAUGAUUCUACCUUAUAUUUGUAGCAGAAAGAGAUGAAUAUUAUGCAUAUCCAUCUGAUGGAAAGAAAAAUGAAGAUUUCCUUACAAAGAUUCACGAAGAGUUUAACAACAAGAAAGUGGCUCUCCAAAAUGAAAUUAACCCCAGAGUAGUGAAGUCUGCAUUCAGCAAAUUCAGAAAAUCUAUUAAUAAAGCAGGUGCAGAGAAAAGAAAACUCUCUAGUGAGGAUACACUCAAAAACAACUCAUCUAUGAAGAGGACAGUCUCUAUUGAGCUUCCUUAUGAGAUAGAUUUGAGUCACAAAAAUGCCUUCCACCCAAUGGACCAGCUUAAAUCAAAUACAAAUUGUAUUUUCAAAAAUAAAGCGAUUCUGCAAAGUAGGAUAACUAAUUUUCCGAUUAAGACUAAAUCCCCUAAAAAUGUUAAGAAAUUGGACAUGAAGGAAAUCGUCAAGACCACAGAAUUCAAAUUUGAAAUUGACAAAUCUAAAAAGAAAAGAUAUGUAAACAGGCCUUAUUCAGGCAAACCAAGAAAACAGAAUAACUCUGAUAAAGAGAAGAAUAGGCGAAGUCAGGACAAUCUUCUAAAGGCAACUAAAAAGAGAGCGAAAAAUCAAGCUUUUAAUGGAUCUUCCAAAGAAAUAAAACUAUCAUAUUCAAACCAAGACAAUGCUAAUCGUUAUCCUCAAGAGGAAAGACAAAAGAACUGUGAUAUUUCUAGUGAGAAAUCAAGCAUGCAAGAUCAGAGCUCAAGAACUUACAAAAGUUCCUCAAUGUCGUCAGUACAAGACUACAAAAGAUGCUCGACUCAUUGAGUUGUAUCUCCCCUUAAAUUAGAUGGAGCCGCUCCGAAGAAGACUAUUCAAAUCCGGAUGGAAUUUUAAUUCUCAUAUAUUUCAUCAAUAA